UCCUCUCUAGCUGUAGAUGAGUGUAACUUCUCUCUCUCCUCUCCUGUCUCUAUCCUCUGUAGAUAUGGAUGAGUGUGUGCAGGCUCCUAAGCCGUGUAACUUCAUCUGUAAGGACACAGAGGGAAGCUACCUCUGUUCCUGUCCCAGAGGAUACAUACUACAGGAGGACGGCAAGAGCUGUCGAGAUCUGGAUGAGUGUCAGAGCAAACAGCACAACUGUCAGUUCCUGUGUGUGAACACCAUUGGAGGAUUCACCUGCAAAUGUCCUCCAGGCUUCACCCAGCACCAUACUGCCUGCAUAGAUAAUAAUGAAUGUGCGUCGGACCCUGCUCUGUGUGGUUCGAAUGGAGUGUGUCAGAACAGCCCAGGCAGCUUCAACUGCGAGUGUACUAGAGGAUUCUCAAUGGACCCCAAUGGACAGAGCUGUGAAGAUAUGGAUGAGUGUGAUGGUAACCAUCGUUGUCAACAUGGCUGUCAGAACCUGGUGGGAGGGUACAGGUGUAGCUGUCCUCAGGGAUACCUACAACACUAUCAAUGGAACCAGUGUGUCGAUGAGAACGAGUGCCAGAACACUCAGAUCUGUGGGGGAGCGUCGUGUCAUAACACCCUAGGGAGCUUCCGCUGCCUCUGUCCCACUGGGUUCAACUACGGAGACCAGGGGGGGUGUAGUGACAUCAACGAGUGCUCCUCGUCCUCUAAUCCAUGUAACUACGGCUGUUCCAACACAGACGGAGGGUAUCUCUGUGGCUGUCCGCCUGGAUACUAUCGCGCUGGACAGGGGCACUGUGUGUCAGGUGUGGGCUUUGGUAGCGGUGUGAGUCUGGGCCAGGGAGGAGAGGAGGAGGAGGAGAACGAUCUGUCUCCUGAGGCCUGCUACGAGUGUAAGAUCAACGGUUACCCCAAGAAGGGGCGUAAACGCCGCGACACCAACUCAACGCUAGAGCAACCUCUGGACGAUGCACAGACAGUGAGCCUGGAGAGUGUGGACAUCGAGGACACCCUGCUGUUCAACCUGAACAUGUCUGACCUGUCCAGCCGAGACCACAUCCUGGAGUUCACCCCGGCCCUGUCCACGCUCAACAACCACGUGCGCUACUCCAUUGACUACGGCAACGAGCUGGGCUACUUCAAGAUCAGCCAGAGGGAGGGGCUUAGCUACCUGCACAUGUCCAAGAGGAAGUCCCUCCCCCCUGGAGCCUACUUCCUGCAGAUCAGCAGCGUGGCCGUGUACAGGAAGAAGGAGCUGGCAGCGCUGGAGGACAGCAACGAUAAAGACUACCUCACAGGCCAGCUGGGAGACACACUCACCAUGAGGGUGCAGAUAGUCCUGCAUUAACCUGCACUACAGGACUGACUGGGGUGGCUGGGCUGGGCUGGGUGGGGAGUGUCUGCCUGUAAACACUGGUCUAGGAACAGAUUAACUUACCCUCGAUCCAUAUCUCAACCAUUAGGAUGGGGAGAGACUAUCUGACUCUUGGUCAGUGGUUAUGGGCAACUUUUACCUACUCUGAGAGAGAGAGAGAGAGGAGAGAGAGAGAGAGAGAG
Molecule: messenger RNA, 1545 nt
Organism: Coregonus clupeaformis (lake whitefish)
Lineage: Eukaryota; Metazoa; Chordata; Actinopteri; Salmoniformes; Salmonidae
Product: fibrillin-1-like
Exons: 8
Coding region: 17-1336 (439 amino acids)
Molecular function (GO): calcium ion binding
Source: RefSeq, a predicted model, not a curated record